Messenger RNA from Hypomesus transpacificus, 3872 nucleotides. It is a transcript of the gene spag1a, whose product is annotated as sperm associated antigen 1a. Gene Ontology annotation, cellular component: cytosol. Bases 109 to 1377 code for a protein of 422 amino acids. NCBI's taxonomy places the organism in Eukaryota, Metazoa, Chordata, Actinopteri, Osmeriformes, Osmeridae. Gene Ontology annotation, biological process: axonemal dynein complex assembly. Gene Ontology annotation, molecular function: protein binding. The transcript has 8 exons. The record is from RefSeq and is a predicted model, not a curated record.
GUGUCUGACAGAAUUCUUUCAGCCAAUUAGGCUUCAGCUUGAGAAGGAGAGGCUGGAGGAGGGAAGGAGUGAGCGAGCUUUUGACACUCUGCAGCGAGUAGUGUAGCUAUGGGGAACACACAGGAGAGGCCUCCUGGCCAAGGAGAUGGACUGGGGACUAAAGCCGAACAAACCAUCCCAGGGAACAGAACACGUAGUAGGGCGGGCAGCACGGAGAAGCCUAGAGCGCAGAGACCUCCAGAGAAGAUGGCCACCGUGGCCAAUGGAAACCAGAAGACGGCGGGUCAAGUUGGGGAAAAGAAAAGUCAAGACAACAAAUCUAGGGUAGCUGAGGACACCAGCUAUCUGGAUGCCCCUGCAGGUGCCCUGCCACCCCAUUUGGCACGCCUGAAAAAUGAAGGGAACCAUCUUUUCAAAAAUGGACAGUUUGGAGAUGCAGUGGAAAAAUACACCCAAGCCAUUUCUGGAUGUUCUGAUGCAGAGGUGGACAGCCCAGAGGACCUGUCUAUCCUGCACUCCAACAGAGCUGCCUGCCACCUGAAAGACGGCAACAGCGUAGACUGUAUCAGUGACUGUACCAGAGCUUUGGAGCUCCAUCCCUUCUCCCUGAAAGCCCUCCUGCGCAGGGCCAUGGCCUAUGAGUCACUGGAGCGCUACCGUAAGGCCUAUGUGGAUUACAAGACCGUGCUGCAGAUUGACACAGGGACGCAGGCUGCCCAUGACAGCGUUCACAGGAUCACCAAGAUGCUCAUAGAGCAGGACGGUCCAAAUUGGAGAGAUCAGCUUCCAGAGAUCCCCCUGGUUCCUCUGUCGGCCCAGCAGCACCGCCAAGAGAAGCCCCACAGUGCCAAGCUCAACGAGGCCCGCGCUGCACAGAAGGAAGCCAAAAAACAGGAGGCUUGUUUCACAUCCUUCAAACAGGCGGGGAAUGACCUAGUGAGGAAAGGCCACUUCCAGGAGGCCCUGGAAAAAUACAACGAGUGCCUUCAGAUCAAGCCCGGUGAAUGUUCCAUCUUGACAAAUAGAGCCAUUUGCUACCUGAGACUGGACCGCUGUGAAGAGGCUAGACAGGACUGUGACGCCGCCCUACAGCUGGAGCCAACCAAUAAGAAGGCUUUCUACAGACGUGCACUGGCCCAUAAGGGUUUACAGGACUAUCUGGCUGCCACUAAUGACCUACAGGAAGUGCUACAGUUAGACCCUCAUGUCCGGGAAGCGGAAGAGGAGCUUGAGGUUGUGACUGGCCUGUUUCGACAGAGCCUUAUGGAUGGUGCAACAGACAAGCCCAGGGUGGGUGAACCUCACUACAGGACACACCAACAUGACAUGUUCACUAUUGGAACUGAAGAGGCUCCAGAAAAAGAAAGAAGAGAUUGAGAGAAGCCUAACACAAUAGACUCCUGGGCAGGACCCACAGAAAAGCUGUCCACGCCAACACACUCAUCCCACUAUGGAAAUUGCCAGUUUUGGGCAAAGAUAAAGGAUGUUAUCUUCAAUAGACUAGCUCUGGUUUUUAAGAGUCACAAAUAUUUUGUCCCAAAAAGCAGGAAUAUUUUUCCAUAACUCUUGGGCAGACAAGCAGCAGUGUAACUUGUCUGUUUUUCAGACAACUAGGCAGCUUUUCCUUUAGCAUGAUCAUAAACAGUCCCCCUGGUGGAUGUGAUAGAUAGAACAGCAGCGCUGCAAGCCAAUUGUUUACAUCGUGAAAGUACAUCUUGGAAAAUGGUUGUGAAAUACGAGCAGUAUCCAGAUGCACGUAGAAAGAGGUGUGUGCCUUAUCAAUAUUCAAACUCAAUUGACCAGAUUUGUGAAAUCCGUGAAUCAGUAACUCCUUAUGUGUAUGAUUCUUGAAAUAAGUUCUUGAUUCUUCGAUCAGUUCUGGAUUCUUGAAACGGGAAAACUUGUUCCAAGUUGGUCAGACCCGAUCAGUGACCUAAACACAAGUGGAUUUAAGUGACAGAUCAACCAAUCUUGUUUCACCAAUUUAGUUUCAAUCUUGAAUGUGACCAAGACAAUUGUAUGGGAUAUACAUUUAUAAAGUAUUUAUUGGUUUGUUGUAAAAUAUUGCCUCCUUAGUGGCCAGGGUAGACUUUACAAAAUCGACAUGUAAUGGCUUGCAUGUUCUGAAUCAAUUACUUAAGCAAUGUGGACGCUUUUCUUUGAAGUUGUUUUAUGACUUAACUGGCAAUAAGGUAAUUCUGCUUUUUACUGUAUAUCUUCAAAUCUUCAGCAUGCUUAUAUCAUUGACACAAAAUCUUUCUCCCAAAUUCUAUUCUCUACAUUACAAUCUCAAUUCUUUUUCAGAAAUUGUCCACACUGCUUGAUUCAGCUGUUUAUUUUGUUUAGAUAUGCAUAUUGUAAAGCAAAAAUGAGAAACAAAUAAAGUACAUCUCUCUUGCGCAGGUACAAAAUCAGACCUGGCACAAGUCUUCAAAAAAUACAAUGAAUAACAGACAUUUAGGAAGCGAAUAAAGUCCUCCUUGCGGCACUGAAUCAUUUCAGAGUUGAUUAUUAAGCAGCAGCACCACUGGGGACGGGAAAUUAACUGAAUGAAUCUGCAGAACAAACCAUACACUGACCCAGCCUGUUCCCCCAUACACUGACCCAGCCUGUUCCCCCAUACACUGACCCAGCCUGUUCCCCCAUACACUGACCCAGCCUGUUCCCCCACUUGAGCCAGCCACCAACAGACUGGUUGCUUCGUUUUUUUUAUUUUAUCACUGCAGUUUGUUUUAGCCCCCUCCCCCCACCCCCUUUCACUUGGCUAGAAUACAUAUAGUGAGCAUGGUCUGACUGCAUAAGUGUAAUGAAACUGGGGUAUACCAGUACGAACAGUUCUCAACAGUCUUGUCAGGCUUUGGCAAAGUGUUCUCUUGGAAAGUGUCUAAAAGUCUAAAUUUAGCGUACGCUUGAUAUCCUGGAAUCAAAGGGUUCAGGUCAGUUACAUUAACUUCAGUGCAGAUUAUUUCUUUUGACCUUGCCCUCCCCAAACCUCAGUUACAGCAUGGACCAAUUACAGGUCUGAUGUUUGUGUGUAUAUAUAUACUCAUUAGGUAAGGGUGAGACAGGGCAUCAGGCUGAACUACCAAAUUUGAGAAAACAUUCCUUCAUCCUGCAGAUUCCUCUGGAUAUCAAGCCCUCCCCAUGACCAUGCAGUUUGCUUUGUGGACAUUUGAGACAACAGGUCAAGAAGCAGCAAUAUAGACAGACACUUAAACAGGCCUGACGAUGAGGAAAACAAUUUUUUUUAAGGCACCAUUAAUACUGUACAUGACAUCCAUCAACAUUAUUUCAUCUACAACCUAGAAAGAUCCAAUAUAACAUUUUAACCAAAUUAAGUCAAACCUUUCUUUAAAUUUAGUUUGACAAUUCUCCAUGUGUCAAUCAAGCAAUCCAAAUGUAUAAUCUAAAUAACUGAAUGUAGCUUUUCUUCAGUGCAGGUCCAUACGGUUCUUCUAGGUCGUAGACACAUUUCAGCUUAGUCCAAGAAUAUUUCUCAUUCCUCUUUCAUCCAGCUUGGAGCUGCUUUGAUCCAUCUUCUUGAAAAGGAAGAUAAACAUUUGGUCGUCUUUUACAAAAUGGCAAUCGACUCCUCCCCAAAUCAGCCAAGCUUCUCAGAUCCACUUGUGGGGAUUUGAGAAGGGCAGGAUAGGGUUAAUCAAGAUGGUAGUAGCAUCUGACAGGCAAGACAGAAUGUCAUCAACAGCCAUUCUGUCUGUCCAAUCAUCUUAUAUCUAUAGUGUGCAUGUGGGUUAGGGCUGACUUGGCCCUAGGGCCUUCAACCCAUCACAUAACACUGGUGGACCUUACAGACUUGUUCAAAAGUUAAGAAACAACCUUGUCCUCUACAAUAACCCCCAAAAAGUACAAAA